AAAUAUUUCCCACGUAAUGUCAGUUUUAGAAAUGGAUGUUGAAGAUGCUUACAGCCAAAUGCGACGCCUCUUGGACUCCCAUAGGCUCAAUUGGCAGUCCAAGAAGCGUCGCAAUCGACGUCGUAAGCUGCUGAGACGUCAGCGGUAUUUGCGCCAAGCUCGGCGAUUUGCUGGCGGCCAAGAAAAGUGGAGACGUGCUCCUGGCAAGAGUAAUGCCGUUCGUCGAACCUUCUGGCAUGCCGCCUGUUGUGUGAUGCCUUUCCAGCGAUUUUUCCGCAUAUUCAAGCGCCACAAACUGAGUCGCACCCAAGCCCUGCCACUCGAGAUGGUGCGGCAGCCGACCACGGCCAACGCCGAAGAGCCCCUUCAGAUGCCCGACGAUGAGUGGGAGCGAAGGCGCUCACAUCUGCAGGAGCGUCCGCUGCUCGAGAAUGUGCGGCACAUAAUUCGGAUGCAUUGGACUGGAUUUGUGGAACGUAUAUCGCCGACCUUCUCCUCCGUGGGCAACAACACGCAGCGCGCCGUCGAAGGAGUCCACACAGCGGUCGAGGGUCUUCAAUUGAUUUCCCAAAAAACCGAUGAGGCCCUUGUUACUAUCAGUCCGAAUUAUGUAGAAACUACGCCCACGUUGUACGUCCUCGACCUCAUCGGCCUUCUACAAGGACUGAAUAAUACACUCGUUGACUAUAUGCUCAACAAUACUCAGAUAAGAUCUAGCCUGGCCAGCAGUGGAAGCUGUUAUCCCGGUGUUUCCACAUGUAGAACCAAAAGAUUUGUACUACCAAAACCUACAGACCUAAGAGCCACCGAGGCUUGACAUCACAAAACUUAACAUACUUACCUAAAUAACGAACGAACGCAAACAUUAUUAUGUUCUUUAAAAUAUUUAAAACUUAGCUUUUAAUUGUUUAUCCACUAAAUCAAUUGCAAUAAACCCAACAACAUACCAAUAA
Molecule: messenger RNA, 953 nt
Organism: Scaptodrosophila lebanonensis
Lineage: Eukaryota; Metazoa; Arthropoda; Insecta; Diptera; Drosophilidae
Exons: 3
Coding region: 17-817 (266 amino acids)
Source: RefSeq, a predicted model, not a curated record